Molecule: messenger RNA, 759 nt
Organism: Setaria italica (foxtail millet)
Lineage: Eukaryota; Viridiplantae; Streptophyta; Magnoliopsida; Poales; Poaceae
Product: histone H2B.3
Exons: 1
Coding region: 83-544 (153 amino acids)
Biological process (GO): nucleosome assembly
Cellular component (GO): nucleosome
Molecular function (GO): structural constituent of chromatin; protein heterodimerization activity; DNA binding
Source: RefSeq, a predicted model, not a curated record
UCCUCCCAACAACCACCUCUCUGCCUUCGCCGCCUCCUCUUCUCCCAAAUCACCGACCCAAACGCCGAGCGCAGCCGCGUCGAUGGCCCCCAAGGCGGAGAAGAAGCCGGCGGCGAAGAAGCCCGCGGAGGAGGAGCCCGCGACGGAGAAGGCGGAGAAGGCCCCGGCGGGGAAGAAGCCCAAGGCGGAGAAGCGUCUCCCCGCGGGCAAGUCCGCCGGCAAGGAGGGCGGCGAGGGCAAGAAGGGGAAGAAGAAGGCGAAGAAGUCGGUGGAGACCUACAAGAUCUACAUCUUCAAGGUGCUGAAGCAGGUGCACCCCGACAUCGGCAUCUCCUCCAAGGCCAUGUCCAUCAUGAACUCCUUCAUCAACGACAUCUUCGAGAAGCUCGCCGGUGAGGCCGCCAAGCUCGCGCGCUACAACAAGAAGCCCACCAUCACCUCCAGGGAGAUCCAGACCUCCGUCCGCCUCGUCCUCCCCGGCGAGCUAGCGAAGCACGCCGUCUCCGAGGGCACCAAGGCCGUCACCAAGUUCACCUCGUCGUAGACGAUAGGUUUCCCCCUUAGCUCGUGUGGCCUGUUUUUCCUGGUAGUGAUGCCUACUUCCAGGAAUUUGGGUGGAAUGGAUGGUGUAGUUAGAUGUUGGGGUUCCUGAUCGUGUUCUUUCUGUAUGAAGUGGAAUUAAGUUUGUUAUCUGAUGGAAUAGUAGUGGUGCUUGUUUAACUAUGUGUUCAAUUUAGUAUCUGCUCUUGAUUCUGGGUC